AUGUUGGGGAAUGCUCUCACUCUAUUGCCAUCCAAUGUCAAGGUUGAGUUUAAACCUAACCAUCAAAAUGAUAUCAACUCAAGGUCCACCAGAUAUGGAUAUAUGUCGUACAUUCGCCAGUCAAAGGAGGGAGGUGAAGAGGACAUGUCAGACGCAUGGGAGGAGGCAGGCCAUUAUCAACCAUACGCCUUUGAAACAUCGUCGGGUCUGCCCAUGGGCACGCAACCACCCGCGAUGUAUUACAACACAUAUAGUAGUGGCCCUGGCAAGAUGGGAGGCGGAGGCUUCCAACAGCCAAUGUCCCAGAACAUCUAUGGAGCAGGCGCACCAAUAAGUCCGUAUCCACCAGGUGGUGUUCCAGUGCCACAUCAAUACGCGUCGGGAGGCGUCGCGUCGACACAGGCAGGAGGUCCGUCAUACCCAAGGAAGUUGUGCAGGUUUGCCGAGAGAUGUAGGAAUGGUGACAACUGUCCAUACUACCAUCCUAAGCCAAGUGAUAACUAUUAUAACAAUGCCGCGGCAGCGGCUGUUGUGGGCGUGGGCAAGCAUGACCCGACUGGCCAGGGUGCCACCCAUGUAUAUCCAUCAUCAGCAUCGAUGUUGCCAGCACACUACCAACAAGCCUAUCCAAGUUAUCCACAACAAUACCAUCAGGCACAGCCUUAUUAUGUAUAUCCAAGAGGAAUGUAUGUGGACCAACAAGUGCCGAGUCACCCAUCAGGAGGCAGUCAUCAACCAAUGGCUGCACCACCUCAACCAUUAUCACAACAACGUUCACAAGAGAUGUCCAACCAUCACCAACAACAUCAACAACAUUCUCAAGAAUCAUAUAUAUCAAUGACACCUGAACAACUCAUUCAUUCAUCAUCGAUCCCAUCACCAUCAUCAUCAACAUCAUCAUUAAGUCAUUCAUCACAAUCACCUCGUGAGAGCAGUCCACAAACAGUCAAUCAUACACAACAACAACAACAUCAUCAUCAUCAUGUCAAUGGUCAUCAACAUCAACAACAACAACAACAUAAUACAAGGAAUAGUAAUAAUAUGGCAUCACAUGGAAAGCAUGGAAACAACAACAACAACAACAACAAACAACAACAACAACAACAACAUUCACAUACAUCAGAUGGACAUAAUGAUAAACAACUUGAGACAUCAAUGGCAGCAGCGAUCAAACAACUUCAUUUCAAAGGUGAUGAUACCAAUAAUAAUAAUAAUAAUGAUAAUGUAGUUGAUCAAUCAUCAUCAACAUCAGACAUUCAAUCACCUUCAAACUCAAUACCGACACCAGUAUCAUCACAACAGUCACAACAACAACAACAUAGAAGAGGACAAUAUCAACAAAACUCAACAUCACCGUCAUCAUCACCAUCCUCAUCAUUUGAUAAGAAAUCAUCUAAAUCACCAAAGGGACAUCCAAGAGUACCACAGACAUCAGGUGACCUACCUGUUUAUAAAGGUGGAAUUGGAGUCGCUGGUGUGAAGCCAUUUGGUGGCGGCGGCGGCGGCGGAGGUGGUAGUGGCGGUAGUGGUAAAGGAUCAAAGAAGGAAUCAAACAAUAAUAAUAAUAGCAAUAAUAAUAAUAGCAAUAAUAAUAACUAUCAACAACAUAAGAAGAAUAACUUUCCACCAUUAGUAUCCAAACAUCAUGGAGGUCAACAUACUCCUAUAGUUCCAGCUGUUGUUGCAGAACAACUAAAUGAUCAAGUUGUUUGA
Molecule: messenger RNA, 1713 nt
Organism: Acytostelium subglobosum LB1
Lineage: Eukaryota; Evosea; Eumycetozoa; Acytosteliales; Acytosteliaceae
Exons: 4
Coding region: 1-1713 (570 amino acids)
Molecular function (GO): metal ion binding
Source: RefSeq, a predicted model, not a curated record